Messenger RNA from Nelumbo nucifera (sacred lotus), 2424 nucleotides. RefSeq names its product protein EMSY-LIKE 3. NCBI's taxonomy places the organism in Eukaryota, Viridiplantae, Streptophyta, Magnoliopsida, Proteales, Nelumbonaceae. Gene Ontology annotation, cellular component: nucleus. The record is from RefSeq and is a predicted model, not a curated record. Gene Ontology annotation, biological process: defense response to fungus.
UCGCACAAGCAGACAAUAGAAGCGAGAAGGGGCGGACCUCAAACUCCACUAUAAAUUGAAAAAAAAGGCGCUAUAAAAUACAUUUCAAGUCCGUCUUUUCUCCUCGCAUUCCCUCUCGCUUGCAGACCUGACUGAUCGACCACGCUCGUGAGUCGUGUCCCUUGCUGCUCCCUCUCCCUCCCUCCCUCUAUUUAACUGAUUUUCAAGUGUCAAACGGAUAUCUCCUUCUCCAGCUUCGAAUUCCCGCUCAGGCCCUCGUUUCAAAGCCUACUGAAUCGCUUCUCCGUCAUGUUUCCAGAAAGAAUGUAGAAGAGGAUCGCCAACAUCCCGCUCGUGGUCGAUUGCAGCUUCUGUUUCUGUUGAUUCAUUCGGAUCUUUCAGCUUUUCUGGACGCCUAGAGUGAAUUCCGGGGUUAAUUUCGUUCGAGUAGGGAUCUGGUUCCAGGAGCCUUGGUAUGGAUUACGGGCUCUCCGAUAGCAGCGGAACUGAUGAUGAUCUUCCUCCAUCACAUCAAAACAGAGGAGUUCCCAGAGGGGGUCGCCUUGCAGGAAAUGGAAGAUCUGCUGUUGUAGGUUCUGCUGCAUACCCUAGGAUGCAUACCGAUAUGGAGACCCAGAUCCACCAGCUUGAGCAAGAAGCAUACAGUUCAGUCCUUCGAGCCUUCAAAGCUCAAUCUGAUGCUAUUACUUGGGAGAAGGAAAGUUUAAUUACGGAACUUCGAAAAGAGCUCAGAGUAUCAGAUGAGGAACACAGAGAGCUUCUAACAAGGGUUAAUGCGGAUGACAUCAUCAGGAGGAUAAGGGAAUGGAGACAGGCAGGUGGACUACAAGCUAGUUUGCUCAGUUCUCAACCUGUUCAUGAUCCUGUACCCAGUCCUACUGUCUCAGCAUCACGCAAGAAACAGAAGACAUCACAAUCUGUACCUUCUCUUUCCUUGAAUGCACCAUCUCCGGCUUUUCACCCACAAACAGUAUCUGCAUCCAUGCAGCCAUCGUCUUCGGCUGCAAAGCGAGGGGCUGGAGUAGGAGCCAGGGGCAAGAAACCUAAAUCAGGUCAGUCUAUGCCUGAUACAUCCUCAAUGAAGUCCAUGCAGUACCCUUUGACAGGUGCAGCUGGAAGGGGCCAAGUGGCUAAUAGAGGUUCCUCUGGUGCCCUCGUGGCAAAUGAACCUACUGAAGCAGCAGCAUUUGAUCCAUUAAUUGGGCGGAAAGUGAUGACAAGGUGGCCAGAAGAUAACAACUUCUACGAGGCUGUUAUAACUGACUAUAACCCUGUUGAGGGAAGACAUGCCUUGGUCUAUGAUAUCAAUACAGCAGAUGAGACAUGGGAAUGGGUUAAUCUCAAAGAGAUAUCACCGGAUGACAUCAGAUGGGAAGGUGAGGAUCCAGGAAUUUCUCGUCGAGGGGGCCGUGGUGGGUCUGGUCGUGGGAUUAAGAAGUCUGUUGGCCGUGGAGGUGCUGUUCCGGGUGCUGGAAGAGGGAGGGGUACCACAAAGGUUCAGGGCAAGAAGGAUUUCCCACCUUCACAAAAUGGCAUUGGGAAAAAGAAUUCUGAUGAUAUCGAAAUUCUUCACACGGAUACUCUAAUUAAGGAGGUGGAGAGGGUUUUUGGUGCAAGUCAUCCUGAUCCCCUCGAGAUUGAGAAGGCAAAGAAAGUGCUAAAGGAGCAUGAACAAGCACUUAUUGAUGCUAUUGCAAGGCUUGCAGAUGCAUCUGAUGGUGAAAGCGAUGGCGAGCACCAGUUCUCGCAUGGGCAAUCAAUGGACCGAGAACGAGGGUGGAGAAACCGGCAAUAUGGUGGCAACCAGCACACUACAGAUUUUGAUGAUGAAAUGGGUGAAGGUAGGGGUGAAGGUUCAGAUGGGGAUCAUAUAGCUGGAGAAGGUAGAGUUGGAUCUGAUGACCAGCAAGAUGGUGAUGAGGGUGACGAUGACAUUUGAUGUUCAGUGCACCAUUUCUAGGGUUUGUACUACCAGAAAAUUCCUACCUCCCUUGUCAAGGCUAUUUUCUUGUCUUGUGCCCACCUAUGUGGAAUAACAGCUCCUUGCUUCGGUAUUUUGUGUAGUAGAGGACUCAUAGGUGGGUCUGAUCUUACCAUUGAUCCAGUAAAUUUCACCCGGGUAGGCUAGGAUUCUUUUGUAAAAUUAUUUAAGCAGUGAAUAACCUGUGGCCAUGUAACAAGCCGUCUUGGAAAUGGUUGCCUUUGGUUUUGCAGGUUGCACUUGUUUAACUUGCUAAUCUUCUCUUCUCUCUUUUUUCAAAUUUGUUCUUGCCAUUUUAGGUCUGGUAGAUGUUCUCCUUGUAUGUUUGCAAAGGAGGCAUUUUUCAUGGUGCAGAGCGUAUAUGAGCAAUUGUACUUGUACACCAGACAGACAAGCCAGGAUGAAGAACAUUUACCGAUUUAUAUACAGAUGGUGUCCAUUGA